UGUUUCCACAGCCACCAUGUCCACCAGGAGGCUGCGCAGCGAGGACUACAACGACUACAGCUCCACAGAGGCUACGCCUGACGGGAGCCCCCCCGAAGGCAUAAACAGCUUUGCCUCGCCGUCAUCCUACCAGCGGUUCGGGGAGAGCAACGGGACGACAUGGUUUCAAACCUUGAUCCACCUGGUGAAAGGGAAUAUUGGCACUGGCCUGCUGGGACUGCCCCUGGCUGUGAAAAACGCUGGCAUCGUGCUGGGCCCGCUCAGUUUGCUGGUGAUGGGAAUCGCCGCAGUGCAUUGUAUGGGCAUCCUGGUUAAAUGCGCUCACCACUUCUGCAACAAAUAUCAAAGGCCUUUUGUGGACUAUGGAGAUGCUGUGAUGUACGGGCUGGAAGCCAGCCCUAGCGCCUGGCUUCGGACCCACGCCAUCUGGGGAAGGUACGUAGUGGGAUUUUUCUUGAUUCUCACCCAGCUGGGGUUCUGCUGUGUGUAUUUCGUAUUUCUGGCUGACAAUCUGAAACAGGUGAUCUCUGCAGCAAAUGGCACCACCAAUGACUGCCAUUCCAACAAAACCACGGUGCUGACUCCCACCAUGGACUCCCGGUUGUUCAUCCUCUCCUUGCUUCCGUUCCUGGUGCUGCUCGUGUACAUACAGAAUCUCAAGUUCCUGUCCAUCUUCUCCAUGCUGGCCAACCUCGCCAUGCUGAGCAGUCUCAUCAUGAUCAACUGGUAUAUCAUCACGGGCAUUCCGGAUCCCAGCAACCUGCCUCUCGUAGCGGGCUGGAAGACCUACCCUCUGUUUUUUGGCACGGCUAUCUUUGCUUUCGAAGGUAUCGGUGUGGUGCUCCCCCUGGAAAAUAAAAUGAAGAAUCCCCGGCACUUCCCAGUGAUCCUGUAUGUGGGAAUGGCCAUAGUCACCAUCUUGUACAUCAGCCUGGGGACCUUGGGAUACCUGCGAUUUGGAGCCAGCAUCCAGGCCAGCAUUACUCUCAACCUGCCCGACUGCUGGCUGUACCAAUCUGUCAAGCUGCUCUACUCCAUUGGGAUCUUCUUCACCUACGCGCUGCAGUUCUACGUCCCUGCGGAAAUCAUUGUGCCCGGGGCUGUUUCCCAGGUGCCAGAGCGCUGGGCGCUGUGGGUCAACCUGCUCCUCAGGACGUGCCUUGUCUGCGUGACAUGCCUGCUGGCAAUCCUGAUCCCCCGCCUGGACAUCGUCAUCUCUCUGGUGGGCUCUGUGAGCAGCAGUGCUCUCGCCCUCAUCAUCCCUCCCCUGCUGGAGAUCACCACCUAUUACUCCGACGGCCUCCACCCUGUCACCAUCGCCAAAGACAUCCUGAUCAGCGUCCUGGGCUUUGCGGGGUUUGUGGUGGGCACCUAUGAGUCCCUUUGGGCUCUGGCCACCCCCCCCAUUUCCAACACCACCAAUGCCUUGGCAUUUGUCCAGGAGAAGUGA
Molecule: messenger RNA, 1450 nt
Organism: Emys orbicularis (European pond turtle)
Lineage: Eukaryota; Metazoa; Chordata; Testudines; Emydidae
Product: proton-coupled amino acid transporter 1-like
Exons: 11
Coding region: 17-1450 (477 amino acids)
Biological process (GO): proton transmembrane transport; L-alanine transport; glycine transport
Molecular function (GO): amino acid:proton symporter activity; glycine transmembrane transporter activity; L-alanine transmembrane transporter activity
Source: RefSeq, a predicted model, not a curated record